Molecule: messenger RNA, 1605 nt
Organism: Vigna umbellata (rice bean)
Lineage: Eukaryota; Viridiplantae; Streptophyta; Magnoliopsida; Fabales; Fabaceae
Product: pentatricopeptide repeat-containing protein At5g15300-like
Biological process (GO): RNA modification
Molecular function (GO): protein binding; RNA binding
Source: RefSeq, a predicted model, not a curated record
AUGUUAGGAACAUAUUCACGCAUAAGGUAUGUGCUUGAGCACCUCUGUUCCAUGUUGGAACUGACACAAGUCCAAGCCAUUAUCACCAAAGCAGGCUUUCAAACCCAUACUCCUUUCAUUGAUAGGUUAAUAUUCUUCUCCGCACUUUCUCCUACGGGAGACCUCUCCCAUGCUCAUUCCCUCUUCCUACAAACUUCUAUGAACAACUCCUUCCUUUGCAACACUAUGAUUCGAGCCUUUGCCAAGUCUUCCUUCCCUCUUCAAGCUCUAUACAUAUACAGCCACAUGCAGACCUCAGAUGUUGUAUCUGACCAUUUCACCUACAACUUUGUGCUCAAGGCUUGCUCUAGAGCAUACAAGUUUGUCCAAGAAUUUGGUGAGUGCGAUGAGAUCACUAUUGUUUCCAAAGGGGGUGAAGUUCACUGUACUGUUAUCAAACUGGGGUUUGAUCAAGACCCCUCAAUUCAGAACUCUUUGCUCUAUAUGUACUCUCAAUGUGGAUUGGUCCAUGUUGCCCAACACUUGUUUGAUGAAAUCAGUAACAGAAGUUUGGUUUCUUGGAAUAUCAUGAUAUCGGCAUACCAUCGUGUCAACAAUUCUAAGUCAGCUGAUUACCUUCUUGAAUCAAUGCCACUCAAGAAUGUUGUUUCAUGGAACACUGUCAUUGGAAGGUACAUCAGGUCAGGUGAUAUUGAGGGUGCAAGAAGGGUGUUCCAAGUUAUGCCCGAGAGGGAUGUUGUGUCCUGGAAUUCUAUGAUUGCUGGUUUUGUGUCCGUUAAGGAUUAUGCAGGAGCGUUGACACUGUUUUCUGAGAUGCAAAACGCUAAAAUAAGACCCACCGAAGUGACGUUUAUUUCAGUUCUGGGUGCCUGUGCCGAAACUGGUGCACUAGAAAUGGGAAGCAAAAUACACGAGUCUCUCAAAGCGUCUGAGCAUAAGAUUGAAGGGUAUUUGGGAAACGCCCUUCUGAAUAUGUAUUCUAAAUGUGGAAAUUUGAGUUCAGCUUGGGAGGUAUUUAGAGGGAUGGGGAUAAAAACUACGAGUUGUUGGAAUGCUAUGAUUGUUGGUUUGGCUGUCCACGGUUACUGUGAGGAAGCUCUGACGUUGUUUUCAGAGAUGGAAUGCGGGCUUGGUACUGUUAGGCCGAAUCGAGUAACAUUUAUUGGUGUUUUGAUUGCUUGUAGUCAUAAGGGUUGGGUAGAUAAAGCAAGAUGGUAUUUUGAUCAUAUGGUGAAGUAUAAAAUUGUGCCCGAAAUCAAGCAUUAUGGUUGCAUGAUUGAUCUUUUUAGUAGAUUUGGUUUGCUGGAAGAGGCACAUCAGAUGAUCAGGACUUCUCCUUUCCAAAAUAGAUCCAUUUUAUGGAGAACGUUGCUGGGUGCUUGUAGGACACAAGGGAACAUGGAGCUGGCUAAGGUGUCAUUCCUACAACUUGCCAAAUUGAAAAGUCUAUCAGACGGAGAUUAUGUGUUGUUAUCUAACAUUUAUGCUGAAGCUGAGAGAUGGGAUGAGGUUGAGCGAUUAAGGAGUGAAAUGAUUGACUUGCAUGUCUCUAAGCAAGUUGGACACAGCCAAAUUGAUAUGACUGAAUGUGAUAAGCUUUCCUAA